CCGCUCAUCUACAGGGUAUAACAGCGUCGGAAUGGCUACACGAGAAGCCAGACCAGCUCGACAGGCGGAGCCACGUAGCACGGGAAGCGCAGGUCGCCAGGUUGUCUGGACUUUGCUUGCGUCCGCCGUUGCAGGCCUUUCCACAUAUUACUCCGCAUUCUCCCGGCGUCCGAGUACAACAACUAUCUCUUCACUGCCAACCUCUUACGCUCUUUGCGCGGAGGGUUCGAGGAUCUAUACGGUCGAUGAGGCCAAGCCAGCAGUUGACUGUUUCUCGGUCGACAAGAACGUCAUCACAGCCACAGGAACGCUCGUGGAGGUUCAGGCACAUUGGGACGAGUACCAGAACGAUCUCAUACGCAAGUUCUACGGGAACGAGCCCAGUGCGAAGAAGCCGCUCCCUGUCUUCAAUGCUCCUGCUGGUUCCAUAGUCGUCCCAGGCCUCGCAGAUGCACACGCCCAUAUUGUACAAUAUGGUUUCAAGAUGCAGCUGCGCCUUGACGAGACGCGUACGCUCUCUGGGCUGCUCGACCUCCUGGAAGAAUAUGUUGCCUCCCAUCCCUCGGACCCGGAUACAUGGGUAGAGGCAAUGGGGUGGGACCAAACGCGGUGGACCGACACUGAUGGAUCAUUCCCCACCGCUGCAGAUCUAGCUUCUCGUCCUUCCCUAUCCUCACUUCCCAUCGCACUACACCGCGUCGAUGUACACGCCCUAUGGCUCUCUCCGCGAGCCAUCGCACUUACGAAAGCGCACCUCAACGGGACGUUCCCAAACUCCACCCCGGGCGGCGAGAUCAUCCGUGACUCCUCCACUGGGGAGCCAACUGGGAUCUUCGUCGACGCCGCCAUGUCUUUGGUGCCUAUUCCGAAAUGGUCAGAAUGGCAGAUGCGCGACUACGCAGAGCGGACUGUGAAGGAUGCCCUUGCGGUGGGGCUUACGAGCGUGCAUGACGCCGCCACUAGCUUGCAAGAGUUUGAACUGUUCAAGCAAAUGGAUGAGGACAAUGAGCUCCCCAUCCGGGUAUAUGCUAUGGCAGACUCCGACAGGCUGUCUCCUGAGGAAAGGAACGACAUCGAGAUCCACGACCCAAGCCCUGGCGCCCGCGUUCGCAUGCAUAGCGUGAAGCUCUUCACCGACGGCGCACUUGGCUCGUGGGGUGCUGCGCUGCUCGCCCCCUACUCCGACAAGCCAGACGCCCGCGGAUUGAUGCGCAUGCCAGAAGAGGAUCUGAACAAGCUGGUGCGCGAGUGGUGGGACAAGGGAUGGGGUGUCAACGUCCACGCAAUUGGCGAUCGUGCCAAUAGGGCCGUGCUGGACGCAUUCGAGAAGAUCUCGCAGGACCUUGGCUCGCAAGAGGGUGUUGCGAACAGAAGGCCGCGCAUCGAACAUUCACAGAUCAUGCGUCUGGAAGACUUAAAGAAGGCUGGCGAGCUGGGAGUUCUCUCGAGCGUGCAGCCCACACAUGCCACGAGCGACAUGUGGUAUGCUGAAACCCGCCUCGGAUCGGAGCGUAUCAAAGGCGCAUACGCAUACCAGACCCUCCUGCAAGCAUCUCGCGGUGGCGUUCUCCCCCUCGGAUCCGACUUCCCAGUAGAGGGCAUCAACCCUCUCCUCGGCUUCUACGCUGCUGUGGCGAGACUCGACACCGAGGGCAAAAGCCCCCACGGAGAAGGUGGAUGGUUCCCUGCGGAACGCCUCACACGCGCGCAGGCGCUCAAGGGCAUGACCCUCGACGCCGCGUACGCGUCAUUUGCCGAAGACACCCUGGGCUCGCUGGUCCCGGGAAAGCGCGCAGACUUCGUCAUCUUGGACCGUGAUAUCAUGGACACCAGCCAGCCAUUCAACGAGAUUCUGGAGACGAAGGUGAAAGCGACGGUGGUCGACGGCAAGGUGGCGUACGGUGGCAUAUAAGGGCACUGUGGCCACCAUCGAUUGGGUGUCUCUGUGGGCAAGGUGCGCGGUGUCUAGAUUCGGCGCUGUGG
Trametes versicolor FP-101664 SS1 is the source of this 1983-nucleotide messenger RNA. RefSeq lists its product as uncharacterized. Gene Ontology annotation, molecular function: hydrolase activity, acting on carbon-nitrogen (but not peptide) bonds. Bases 32 to 1912 code for a protein of 626 amino acids. The transcript is spliced from 11 exons. The record is from RefSeq and is a predicted model, not a curated record. NCBI's taxonomy places the organism in Eukaryota, Fungi, Basidiomycota, Agaricomycetes, Polyporales, Polyporaceae.